GUCUGUCUGUCUGUCUGUCUGUCUGUCUGUCUACGGAACAUGGAGCAGUUCUCAUGGAACCCUGACCACCUGUGGGUGCUGUUUCCUGACGUCGUCAUGGUGAUAGCGUCUGAGGUUACCGUGGAUGUUGUCAAGCACGCCUUCAUCACCAAGUUUAACGACAUCACUGCAGACGUCUACGGGGAGUACCGCGCCAGCCUGGCGUUUGACCUCGUCAGCAGCAGACAGAAAAACGCCUAUACAGACUACAGUGACUCAGUCUCCAGGAGAAUGGGCUUCAUUCCACUGCCUUUAGCUCUGCUGUUGAUCAGGGUGGUGACCAGCUCAGUGAAGAUCCAGGGAUCUCUCUCCUUCAUGUGUGUUCUUCUCUUCUAUCUGGGGAUGAUCUCUCUGAAGGUACUGAACAGUAUCGUGUUGCUGGGAACGUCCUGUGUGUUCGUCAAAGAAGCCAAUAUGGAGGAGAAGCUGUUCCAGUCUCCCCCCUCUGCUGCCUCCAGCCGCUCCAACUCUAGAGCACACAGACCCACACACACCACCCCCCCAGGUAACACAC
Oncorhynchus kisutch (coho salmon) is the source of this 553-nucleotide messenger RNA. RefSeq names its product transmembrane anterior posterior transformation protein 1 homolog. The transcript is spliced from 6 exons. NCBI's taxonomy places the organism in Eukaryota, Metazoa, Chordata, Actinopteri, Salmoniformes, Salmonidae. Gene Ontology annotation, biological process: positive regulation of cilium assembly. Gene Ontology annotation, cellular component: ciliary basal body; endoplasmic reticulum membrane. The record is from RefSeq and is a predicted model, not a curated record. The annotation marks the transcript as partial.